Lepisosteus oculatus (spotted gar) is the source of this 7116-nucleotide messenger RNA. RefSeq names its product cilia- and flagella-associated protein 44. NCBI's taxonomy places the organism in Eukaryota, Metazoa, Chordata, Actinopteri, Semionotiformes, Lepisosteidae. The record is from RefSeq and is a predicted model, not a curated record. Gene Ontology annotation, molecular function: protein binding.
UGUACCUCUCUACUCCACUCCUCUGCGCAUGCGUGAGGAGGUUGCUAGGUAACCACAGUAAACGAACAUGGAGUCCCGGGAGCAAACAGAGAGCGAAGUCGCCGCUGAGGAGGGGGACGGGAGGGAGAAGGAGGCAGUGGACAUGGAGAGCUCCAGGGAGGAGGGCGCUCAGGGUGAAACCCCUGACCACGAGCUCACUGACCCCCGGCUGCCCUCUGGGCUCCAGGAGGACACAGGCCCCAGGGAGCAGCCUGAGAGAGGGGCAGAAGGAGAGGAAGAAGAGGCUGCCGGUGAAAAGGACCAGGAGACUCCAGAAGCCAGGGACGGCGUCCCCCCAGUGGCAGGAGGAGAGCCUGCAGGGCCAGACACUCCAGAGGCGCCGCCAGAGGAGACCGAAACAGAAAGCCAGGAGCCGGAAGAAAGCAGUAAGACCACAGACGGUGAAGAGGCAGUGAAGGAGCCCCAUGUGAAUGUCCGCUCUGCAGAGGGAGAAGCUGAAGCCCACACACAGCCUGCUGAGGGUCUGUCUUCACCACUCAUCUACUUCGUAUCUGCACGAAGGCAAGGUGGUGAGCCCCAGGAGACGAGUGUAAAUGCUCAUAAAGAGGAGGAAGAGGGAGAGGACAGCUGCACAGCAGUGAAGAAGAUCCCUCGAGACUUUUACUACGAGUACGAGGAGCUCUGUUCUAAACCUUUUGUGUCCCCAGACUCUGGCAUUCCUACUAACCUGCUUCAACUGCUACACUCUUUUGGCUAUGACUGCACCAAGAGGGCAAAUCUGCAGCUUCUCGAUGAGAACACCCUCGCCUUUGUGGCUGGGAACCUGGUGAUCCUCCUGGAUUGGACAACUAAGGAGCAGCGUUACUUGAGGAGCUGUAGUGGAGGAGGAAUUGGCACAAUAAUGGUACACCCAAGUAAAAACUAUUUUGCUGUAGCAGACAAGGGCACCCAGCCAGAUAUCAUUAUCUAUGAAUAUCCCUCGCUGCGACCUUACAGAAAACUAAGAGGAGGCACAGAGGAGGCCUACAGCUGUGUAGAUUUUAACAGCACGGGCAGUCUCCUGGCCAGCGUGGGCAGCAGCCCUGACUACAUGCUGACCCUGUGGGACUGGCAGGAGGAGCAGGUCGUGCUGCGCUCCAAGGCUUUCUCCCAGGACAUCUACAGAGUCACGUUCUCUCCGGACAACCCUGGCCAGCUCACCAGCUCGGGCUCCGGGCACAUCAAGUUUUGGAAGAUGGCCAGCACCUUCACUGGGCUGAAGCUGCAGGGCAUGCUGGGAAGGUUUGGAAAAACAGCAUUGACUGACAUUGACGGCUACGUGGAGCUACCUGAUGGCAAGGUGGUGUCGGGCUCAGAGUGGGGAAACAUGCUGCUCUGGGACGGCGGGCUGAUUAAGGUGGAGAUCUGCCGGAAAGGGGGGCGGCCGUGCCACUUGGGACCCAUCCAGCAGUUCGUCCUGGACGAGGGGGAGCUCCUCACGGUCGGGACUGAUGGGGCCAUCAGGGUGUGGGACUUUGAGGGUGUCGACUCUGCAGACUCCGUGGACGACAGCGGGCUGUUUGAGAUUGAGCCCAUGAAUGAGAUCGUGAUUGGGAAAAGAGUGAGCCUGUACUCCAUGGUGAGGGGCUCGGGCCCAGACUCCUUCAUCUGGUUUGCACAGGAUGCACAGGGGGCUAUCUGGAAACUCGACCUGUCAUUUUCAAACAUUACACAGGACCCGGAGUGCCUGUUCUCCUUCCACUCGGGAAUUAUCCAGGGGAUGGAUGUCUCGGCUACCUCUCACCUGAUGGCCACGACCGCACUGGACCGGUCUGUGCGCAUUUUUGACUUCCUUGCUAAGAAGGAGCUGACCACUGGCCACUUUAGACAAGGAGGAACCACCCUGACCUGGGCGCCUCGCAUGGUGAACCCCAAGGGCGGCCUGAUGACGGUGGGCUUCCAGGACGGAGUGGUGCGACUCCUGGAGGUUUACAAUCCUCUGGGCCUGUCGGCUGUGGCGGGGAUCUCCCGCUCCGGCGCCGCGGAGAUCCGUCUCAAGCAGGCCUUCAAGCCUCACACCGGCCCGGUCACCGCCAUCGCGUACGAGAGGAACGGAGAGAUCCUGGCCACUGGGAGCCUGGACAAGACUGUGUUUUUCUUCACUGUUGGGGAGCGAUAUGAGCCCAUUGGCUUUGUUAACGUGCUGGGGCCUGUGCGGGGCCUUGACUGGUCUCCUUCAUCACACGAGAGGAGCACCCUGCUGGUCCUGUGUGAGAAUGGCCAUGUGGUGGAGGUCCCAGCCCCCGACCCCGAGCUGCCGAGCUCCGGCACCACCUACCAGAUCCGCAGCCUGCCCGCCCGGCACUUCCACUUCCGCAGCAUCAAGUCUCGCAUCAGGAGAGACGCGGAGGUGGCGCGCCGGCGGGAGGAGAGGGGGCGGAGGCGGGAGGAGAGGGAGGAGAGGCUGAGGCGGAAGAAGGAGCUCGGCCAGGAGCUGACGGAGGAGGACCUGCAGGAGCAGCCCGAGCCCGAGGAGGACGAGCUGCCCCCCCUGCACAUCCCGGACCCCCCCAGCCCCCUGCUUUGCGGCCUCUACUCCCAGCCUGGAGCCUUCUGGCUCUCCAUGGGUGGGUACGACUCCGGAUUUCUCUAUCACUGCAAGUUCUCUGAGCAGCAGGACGCUGAGCAGGACCCACUGGAGAGACGGGAUGAGCCUUUCAGUUUCCUCCCAGUUCAGGACACAGACCGCGAUCCCAUCAGGACCAUGAGCUUCAGCUCCAACAGGCAGCUGUUGCUCUGUGGGAUGCAGAGCGGCCAGGUGAGGGUGUACCCCCUGCAGCCCGACAGCCCUGUCCUCACCUCCAUGCAAGGGUUCUGGGCACUGAGCGUCCAUGACAACCAGUACGGGGCGCUGCGACGGGUGCGCUGCAGCCACGACGACCAGUUUGUCCUCACUGCUGGGGAGGACGGCAAUAUCUUUGUGUUCAGCCUGCUGCCGCAAGAGGACCUCCACAGAGCACUGGAAAAGAAAAGAGCCAAGGUCCCUUCUCCCCGGGAAGGUCUAGAAAAGGAAAAGGUUGCAGAGGACAUUGAAGAUCCAAAUGCGUACAGCAUUGAGACAGCGAAGCAGAAAACGGAGAUGGAUCGGAUGAGGAGGGAGGCAGAGGAGAGGAGGGCUGGGAGGAGGAGGAAGCUGAGUGAGCUGGAGAGGGAGUUCAGGCAGCUCCUGCUGCAGAACCAGGGCCUGCCUGAACACGUGCGACUGGACAGGGCGGAGUUUGAGCUGGACCCACGGAUCAGAGAGGAAACGGAGAGGCUGACGGCUCAGAGGAUCCGUGCGGUUCGCAAAGAACUGGCCUGGGAGGAGGAGAAGCACAGGAUUGGGUUGCAGAAGCUGCAGGAACGGUUCUGGGACUCUCUGGAGUCGGACACGGUCAUCGUGAGGGCUUUCGGAAGCGAUUACAGGGUGUCCACCUACCGGCUCCUGGCGCUGUCCAGGAAGUACCGCCAGCUGAAGCAGAAGAGCAAGCGGGCGAGCCAGGCAGGGCAGGAGCGGAGACGCAGCCGGGCGGAGCACGGCCGGGACAGCAGCUACAGCGAGGAGGAGAGGGACGGUGGCCCUGGCCACGACGCCAUGCUUCAGAGACGUGGCACACAUGCAGCAGGCACCAGGUUGGCGGGUCGUCAGGCAGAGAAGCUUCAGAAAGCAAUGGAGAAGGCCGAGAGAGCCCGGGCCAAGAUCGAGAAGAGGAAGAAAGAGUGGGAGGAACUUUAUGCCUCAAAGCCAGAUGAGAACUUCGAGGACCCCAGAGAUGUGGAAGCCAUUAAAAUUGCCCAGGACAACAUGGGGGAUUUCAAGCUGAAGACGGCAAAGGACUUCACUGUGCCUGAGCACUUGAGAAUGAAUGCAGAAAAGAAGAGAGUCCAGCUGGUCAACCUGGAAGAGAAGAUGCAUGACCUCAAAACAGACAUGAAUGAGAAGAUCAUGAGCCUCCGGAACUCCAAAGUGGAGUCCAUCCGGCAGAUCUGGGACUGCGUGCAGCAGCUGCGGACGGUGCAGAGCCGCCUGGAUCCUGCCAAGCGGCGCCCUGUGCCCAGCGUGCCCACGCUGCUGCCCGAAGAAAUGCCCGAGCGGAAGAUGCGCUACACCAGGGACACUCUGCUGAGGUACAAGCAGCUGAGGGCCAAGCGCGCCCGCACUGCAGACCUGGAGGCGGGAGAAGACGAGUCUGGGUUUCUGGGCCUUGCGUUGGCAGGACGGGAGCAGGAGGAGAUGCUGGCCUGCGAGAGCCCCAACAGGGAGGGCACCCCGUGUUCCAGCGAGAGCCAGACUGAGCAGUACGACGCCGUCCUCACAGACCUGGAGGAGGAAAUGCAGCAGGCCGAGGAAAUUAGACACUUCUACCUGCAAGACAGCCUGCUGCAGAGGAUUGAGGACCUGACGAAGAAUUUUGAUGCCGAGCUGUUCCUGCUGAGGCAUCAGAAGCUGCAGCUGGACAUCCAGAUGAAGCUGGUGGACCUGCAGCACGUCACGCUGUUCCAGGAGCUGCUGCUGCUCAAGGAGUUUGAGAAGAGAGAGAACAUCCUGCAGGAGCGAGUCAACACGCGCAUCGGGGAGGAACUGGAGCUGCAGUGCAAGUACGAGGAGUGCCAGCAGCAGCUGGAAGCCAAGAAGCGGGACAUCUCCAAGCUGCAGGAGAAGGAGAGAGCCAUUGCUGCCACUUUCCAGGCCUCCCUGGGCGAGAACAACAAGUUUGCAGACUUUCUCACCAAGGUCUUCAAGAAGAAAAUCAAGCGAGUGAAGAAGAAAGAGAGGCAAGGGGAUGAAGAGGAGGAAGUGGAGAGUGAGGAGGAGUCCGAUGAAGAGUCUGACUGGGGCAGCGAUGAAGAAGACUCUGGGUCAGAGACUGGCCCUCUAGAUGACAGUGUGUGCCCACCCAACUGCAACCCAGAGCUGUUUGACAGCACCAUUGAGCUGCGAGAGAAGCGACUGGACAUUGAGGAGGCCCUGAUGGAGGAAAAGAAGAUUGCAGAAAGCCUGAAAAAGGAAUGCGACUCCUUGGUUAAGAAGGAGAAAAUCGUCAGCGCAAGCCUAAAGACAGCAGAGGGCGAGCUGGAGCUGUUUCAGCGGGAGAAGCAACAGAAGCUUAAUGAGUUAGAUGUGGUGGUGCCUCUGAGACUCCAUCAGAUUGAGUAUGUCAAUAAUGGCACAGUGCCCAGCAGGCUGUCCCAGGCCCUGAUAUUCAACAUGGCAGCGCUGGUGGGGUUGCAGCAGAGGAUCCGCGAGCUGCAACUGGAGAAGAGCCAGCAGAGGGAGCUGUAUCGCCAGGCGCGGCAGGAGCAUGUGCAGCUCAUCCACGACAAGAGAGACAUGGCGGCCAAGAUACAGGUGCUCGAGGAAAAGUGUCAGCAGCUGAUGAUGAUGAAGUUUGGCAAAGAGGUAGACCUGGAGGCCCUGCAGACCCUGUCAAUCAACAGGAACCUGGAGGAACUAAAGCAGGAGAGCCAGACCAAGGAGGCUGACAAUGGCCGUGAGCUCCAGCUCUGGGAGGCUAAGGUGCAGGAGGCCAAGGAAGUCCUGACAGAAGUCACCCGCCAGAACACCCAGAGACUCCUGCAGGUGAACCAGCUGCUGACGGAGAGGAAGGACCUGGAGGAGCGGCUGAACGCCCGCCAGAGAAAGAUGCAGGGCGGGCAGUUCCAGGGCCGCCGGCGGGCGGAGGAGGACGAGAGGCAGCGGCUCAUCCAGCUGGUGGAGACGCAGGCGCGGGAGGCCGAGGCCCUGAGAGAGGAGAUCGGCGUCCUGUCCAGGAAGGGCGGCCACAUCCUCCCCCCGGCCCAGCCCCCCCAGCCCCCCAGGGCUCUGAGCGAGAGUCUCAGCCAGCUGUCCCGCAGAGGGGGCAUCGGCCAUCGCAGCACCCACAGUCGCCCGUCUGUCCCUGCUAGCGGGCAGGGCCUGGGGUAGCCCUCACCUCCACCCCUCGAGCCCCAAUCGCCGAUUCAGCCCUUUGUCAUUGCACACGGGUCUCUUAAUCAACACAAUACAUUUGAAAAUAGCUGGUUUCUGGGAUUGUUUGUUUGCAUCUUAGAUUUAUUUUGUCUCUGUGAUCCACAAAACCUCAUUCUGUGAGGGGGAAUGCAGCGCGUGAUCCCAGUUUAGAGUCCUUUUCUCUUUAGAGGCGGUUUUGGCAGCCUGUAUGCAGCACAACCACAAGGUGGUGCUGUUUCCUGUUUUUCUUCCACGUGAACAGUGUCCUGUUUGGAUUUGGUGAGGGGCAGGUGAGGUGGGGGGAGUAAAAUGCCACAGGUCACUGACUGAGGUCAUUGAGCCAACACUGAGUUGUCUCUGUCCACAGACACUUAUUGUGUAUGAAAAGAGGAUGUGAUUCUACUCUUUGAGAUAAUCCCAUUGUAACUGAGUUGUUUCCUUGACAUUUCAUUAUUAUUGUUCAUCUUUGGUUCUUAUUUGACGUUUUUUUUCUGGGAUUUUGGGGACAUCAAACUUGUCAGAAGCUAAGCAAGGCGGGGUCAGUGAUAGGACAGGAGACCUAUAAGGAAGACCAGGUUGUUUCAGUAAGUGGUGCUCUUUCUGUGGACCAGAAUUUCCAAACCCACACCUCACUACAGUGACUUGGGACACUGUGCUGUAGGAGGUCCUCACAUAAGACAUUUCUUGGUGAUUGAAAUCCUUUGGCAGGAUUCACAGGGGACAGAAGGGGUACACAUUCUAGUCUCCCUACAAUUCGCCCUUCAUUCAGCUGAUGGAGCAAUUUCCCACACUUCCAACUGAUUGGUUGUUGGUGCAGAAUGACUGCAGCAUGCCCACCAGGUGGCGCUGCACUGCAGUGGCUGGUGAAACGUGUGCCCUCCUGUAUGUAAAAGUGCUUUGGGAUCCUUCAGGAUGAAAAUGUUUCCACAGAAGCUUCACUUCCCAAGUGCUAUGUCCUUAAGGAUGAAGGUGUCCACGAAAAGACCGUCCACUGAUAAAUCCUGUAUCGUAGUGGACUCAAUUUCCUCCGUGUUGUAAAGACACUAAUCACAUGUUCGGAACCGUUGGUGUGUCCUGGGCCAAAACAGACCUGCGUGCUCAAGCUGUUCUGCGUCCCCCUCACUGACAAGAUGCUGUACCAUCCCCCU